AUGAAAUUAGAACCAUUUUAUUUGGCGAAUGUGGUGCUUUACAUCAACGACAAAAUGCUAUUUAAAACACUCCGUACCGUUUCUAAAAGUAUAACUAUAGCAAUUGACAUGUUACGAACAAACCCUAUUUAUAUUACCAGAAACCCUAAAUACGUUUGCUCUGUUUUUCCAAAAAUCAACACUUUUCGGUCGACGCCUUCAUUUUCGUACGAUCUUUUAAAAGCGUUUCGAACUAAAAUUUCAUUUUUGGAUUUUUCACAAGAAAUUUUCAGUGUUGACAAUAAAGUUUUUUUAGAUGAAGAAUUUUGCAAUAAAGUUGUCUCUCUUCGUAUUUUCCAAACGGAUUUAACUAAAAUUGGCCGUUUCAAAAAAUUGAAAAAAUUGUAUGUAGAAAACUGCGCAAAUUUCGACGAUUUUAAGAUGUUAGAAAAUAUCGAAGAUCUCCGCGUGAUCACUUUCUAUAUGAAAAAUUCAAAAUUGAAAAAACAGAAGAGCGCCAUUUAUAAAAAGUUUUCGAAGUCGGAAAUAUUUAAAAAUCAAGGGAAAUUUAGAAGAACAAAAAUUUGGUUUGUCAUCGACGAAAAGGCCGACAACCCACAAGAAGAUCUGAUGGAAAACGUCGCGUUUUAUUACUAUGAAAAUUACAAAAUAAUUAAAGAGUCGCACGCAAAUUUUUUAUUACAAAAACCGGAGAUUAAAUACACUUUUAAUAGUCAAAAAGAGGACGAUGAGAUAUAUAUUGAAAAUUUCGAAAAUGUCGAGGUCGAUAUAAUUAGUGCCGGUGAUGUGAAGUUACAGAACAUUCAAACUAAUAAACUAAAAGUGACUAAUAUAAACAGUGAAAUUUCUUUGGUUAUCCCCAAAGUUGAUGAAAUUUCGGUGAUUAGUGGAAAUGAACGCACUGUUGUUGUAAAUCCCAAAGAGCUAUUUUCAGCGUUUAAUGUCAUGUUAAGCGGAAAUGUCUCUCUUUUAGAAUCACAGUUUUGUUUCAACAAAAAUCUCCGGCAAUUAAAGGUUAUUUCUGUAAGAUUUUUUGAUUUUAGUGUUUUUUUGUGUCCAAAUCUUGAAACCGCUGAUAUCGAAGCGGAUUUCGAGAGGCUUGACUUUUCGAAGUGCAACAAACUUUUGUUUUUAAAAACUAAAAAUUACGACCGAAGAGGAUCAAUUUUAGUUCCAAAUGGUGUUGAACAUUUUGAAGCUGUUGGAACUGGGAAUGGAAUUUCUAUAUUUGGGGCGGGUGUUGAUACAAAAGUGACUGGAAACGUCAUUGAAUUUUGUAUUCCCCAAAUUGAAUUUGAAACUUUGUUUCUCGACUUGUCAACUGAUUUUCAAACAACAAAAAUCACCUUUUCUGAAUUUUUGGAAACGAAAGUAAUAAAAAAGAAAGUUCCUAUUUUAAGAACAAAUAACGUGAAAAUAAAUGGAUGUUUUAAUAUUGACACUUUGGCACUUUUGUGCGGCACUAAACAUGUUGAAAUUUGUAAUAACAAAUUGUUGAAGUUAGAUAUAUAUAUAACAGAUACGGAAGGUAUGGUAUUCAAAGAAUUUGUUAAAGGACAAAUAGAGUAUUUAAUAAACACUAAAACUGAUUCAAGAAAAAGGAAAAAAGAUUACGACAAUGAAAUACGAAAACGUCUGAAAUACUUGGACAUUUCUGAUCACUCAAAAAAGUGUGUGAGUGGGUGGGAAAACAUUGUGCAAAAUCCAAGUAUCCAUUUUUAUAUUGAAGAAAAUGUUGGAGAUGGGCAGAAAAAGUGGAGCAAAAUGGAGAAGUAA
This is a messenger RNA of Entamoeba invadens IP1, 1776 nucleotides long. RefSeq lists its product as hypothetical. NCBI's taxonomy places the organism in Eukaryota, Evosea, Mastigamoebida, Endamoebidae. The record is from RefSeq and is a predicted model, not a curated record. The coding region runs from base 1 to 1776 and encodes 591 amino acids. The transcript has a single exon.